AUGACCCUCGUCCGGUUAUCAACGACCAUAUGGCUGCUGACGCUCCUGCCGGCGGCCCUGCCCCACCAAACAGAUGCCGCCCACCCGGCGGACCAGAAGUUCUCGCUACCCGCCGUACCGUUGCCGCCACCGCCGCCCUUCUCCCCCGGAAAGAAUCACUUUGCGUUGAACGCAUUCGCCGGCGAGCAUGCCUCCGGUGGUCACGCCCCCUCCAGUACUCCGGGUUGUGGGGGAACGCUCAAGGCCCGCCAUGGCAUCAUCCAAACACCAAAUUUCCCUCAUCGAUUCACCACGCCCAUCGAAUGCGUCUGGAUAAUCGAUGCCUCCGAAAUGCCACCGCAGGGCCAGGGCAAUGUGUCCAUCGUGGUGUACCUGACCCAACUGUACGUGCUCAGCGGUAUCAAGUUCACGGAGUAUAUGUAUUACUCCGAUGACUUCAAGGUGCCCGCCCAUCGGGUAUUCAUGCUCACCGAGGACGAUGUCACCCAGGUUACGUGGGUGCAGUUCCAUAGUCAGUACCUGGAGAUAAGGUUCACCAUGGCCACGCUAGACGGGACACAUCUGCGGGCCUUUGGAUCGUCUGCUGGACGUCUAUGGGUUCAACAUUACCUACGAGGUGCAAAAUGAGGUGAAGACAUCGCAGUGCAAUACGCUGCAGUGCCGCUUUCUUGGAGAUUGCUAUGCGAGUUCAGACUUUAGCUCCUAUGGAUGCUCCUGUUUUCCCGGCUUCAGCGGCAGUGACUGUGGUCAUGGCCCACUGUGCAAGGACCUGCAUACCAACGUCUGCCAAAACGGUGGCACUUGCAAGCACAUUGGCGACGCCGCCAUAACUUGCCAUUGUCCGAAGGGCUUCAAGGGGACCAGAUGCGAAAUACCCGAAAUAAACGAGAUGACGCAGGGUUGCACCAGCAACACCAGCUCCAUUGAAUGCCAUCAGGCCUGCGACUUUGACAAUUUCGGUCGUUCUGGUUCCCCUUCUGGCCAGAGUUAUUCCGCCUUUAAAAGCAACAGGAAUUUGGCAAGAAGUGGGAAAACUCGAUAUGAGGUAACCAUGAGACUGGGUGCCAAUCUUACGGGUUACUAUCGCCAUGCUGAACGGGAACAGUUGUCGGUAGUUAUGG
Drosophila eugracilis is the source of this 1121-nucleotide messenger RNA. RefSeq lists its product as uncharacterized. Bases 1 to 627 code for a protein of 208 amino acids. The record is from RefSeq and is a predicted model, not a curated record. NCBI's taxonomy places the organism in Eukaryota, Metazoa, Arthropoda, Insecta, Diptera, Drosophilidae. The transcript has 4 exons.